UUUUCAAUUAUCAAUCCAUGUUCAAUCAUUUUGAGUAUAUUUAGAGAUUUAGAGAUUCUAAUUGUCAAAAUUAUAUCAACACUACGUCUCAAUAUAAGCCGUUGUGGUGUAAAUGAAAUUAAAUUUAAAUCUACAAAAUACACCAAAAGCCCAAAAUGAUACCAAAUCAAAAGAAACAUCCAAAAACAUAUCCGAUUGACCUUGAUAAUGAAUUACUGGUUUGGGAAAAAUGGAUAACAAUAAGGAAGGAAGAAACAACUAAAUUGGCCAAAAAAACCCGACGGCCGCCUGCCGAUUUAGUUAUGAAUUUAUACGAAAACGUCCGGCCGGACAGGGAAAGAAAAAUUGCUCUCGAAGAAGCUAAAAUACCACAAAAAGUUGGAGUAAGAGAUAGUUUGUGGGAGCAGCCACAAAGAUUGCAACAAAAAUGUUACUGCGAGCCAGUUUAUGAAGUUCAGAGAACACGAGCUGAAAUGGGUCGUCCUCGAAAAAUUGAGCAUAUUGACGUUCCUGCCCACAUUAAAGUUACCGAACUGGGUUACGCCGGUGUACAUCAUAGACUACAAUGUGAACAUUUAGAUAGUGAAUAUCAUCAGUAUAGAGAGAGGCGAGAAAAGGAAUUGCAAGAAAAAAUCUUGAAAAUAGAUCCCUUCAGACCUGAAAUUCACACUUUAAUGAUUAAAGGUAUCAACCCACCGCCACCGCCAAAAAAGAAACCAAUAUUACCUGAUGUAAAGGAAACUCUUGACAAUAAUCCUGCAUGUGUUAAUCUCCAUGCCGUUUACGCGUUAAGAGUGAACAAUACAAUUUUCCUUAAAGAAGUGCCCGAGCAGAAUUUAACUGAUUUAAAGCAAAAACAAAAGGAGCCAUGGCACGAAAAUUGUACUUCCUGGACAUAUUACUUUAAUACCCCAGUAACUAGGGCUGGCAGGGGUAAAUUAUAUCUUCAAAAUCUCGGUACUGUCACAAUCAGAUACUGCUGGAAAAAACUCAAAAAACCUAUCCCAUUUAUACCUGAAGACGAAGUGCAAAUGUUUUUUUUCAAUAAAAAUGAAGAUUUACUUACACCUGGCCAAGAGAAAUAUGUGUUUUUCACGUUUGUAUCAGAAAAACCUGGUAUUUAUAAAGAAUAUUGGGAAUUAAGCUUAUGCAACAUUGGUUUCUUUGAUACUCUUACAGAUAAACUUGUGAUCAAUUUACUGGCAGAUUCUAAAGAAGACUACAUAACAACAAACAUGGCAAUUGCACAACUUAAAUCUGAAAUGGACAUUAAGUCAAUCCAAUUUGAUGCAUUACAAUUAAUAAAUGACGCUAUAUCAAAGGCAGUUGCUAUUCAACCCGAAAUAUAUCCUUACAAGGAUUACUUUCUAGAAGCUGAAAUAUUUAUCAUGAAGAAUCCGGUUUGUUUCUAUCACCAAACUGAAGUAGCAAAAAUGAAAGAUUAUUAUGCGGAAAUGAGAAGAGGUGAAGAUUGGGAUUUAUCCAUACGAAGUUGGAGAGAGCAGAUGUUACAAAAGGAAUUCGACGAAAGAAUGAAAUACUAUGAAUUACUACGGAAAUCGCAUAGUGAUUUCUUGAAACCAUGGCAUGAAGGUGACGAUCUUUUGAAAUCCAAAUACCGCGCAGUGACGCUAUUACUAGUUCAGUUAGCUGAUGAAUUUGAUUCGGAGCACGAUCGCAUUUUUAACCCAGCAGAAGAAGCGCAAUCAUUACAAGAUACUACAUAUACGAGUAUACCAAGCAGAGAAUCACUCCACACAGAUCAACCAAACAUUGAUAUGAUGCGCAAUUUAUACUACAUAAAAAUGUUCGAACAUAUAGGCGAUACUAUGGAGGCCUGUGCUGGUGUUCUUAGUAGUUUAGAUUUAGACAGGUGGAUUGAAUUCGAUUUAUGUCGUACAUAACUUAUGAAAAAACGGUGAUUUUUAAAGAAUGGAAAUCAUUUUUCAAACCUGGGCUUGUUUUGUGCAAUAUCAAAUGGAGGGCUAUUAAUUUUUACGGAUUCAUUAAUUAAAUUAUUAGAUACGUUUGUUCCAUCAUCGCCUUGACAGAACAGUUUAUAAUGGCUGAGGUGUACAUUUGAUUUUAUAUCAUGAGUAAAGUCUAAGGCGUUAUAAAUGCAUUAUUUAAAUUAUAUUCUACACAAAAAAUACUAUGAGUUAGUUGCAGUUACUAAGGAUAAGCCUAAAGCUUAUAUCCAUAAAUAUAUCUUAAUUUUGUUUUGUUUUUUGCACAUAAAUAUGCUAAUGAAAUAUGUGUGGAUUUUAUUAUUCGUUCAUUAUGUUUAUUUCCUGUUUUAUUUUAUACGAUAAAAGGAUUUCCUUGGAAUAGUUCCAAGUAUUCUAAAUGAUAGAUAAAAUAAAUGAAAGCUUAUUCCAUUUGGUGAGUGGACAAUUCACUAGACAUUUGGAAGAGGGAAGUACGAGCGGUACCUAUACUUAUUAAAUUAUCGAAAAGGUUG
Cydia pomonella (codling moth) is the source of this 2461-nucleotide messenger RNA. Its product is annotated as MYCBP-associated protein-like. Lineage: Eukaryota; Metazoa; Arthropoda; Insecta; Lepidoptera; Tortricidae. The transcript is spliced from 2 exons. The record is from RefSeq and is a predicted model, not a curated record. The coding region runs from base 156 to 1904 and encodes 582 amino acids.